UUUGGCUGCUUAUUAUUAUUAUUAUUAGUAUAUUUUUCAAUUUUCUUGGACAUGAAAAUUAUCAGAACAAUUUCUUCAUCAUUCACCUCUCUUCUCCUCUCUACCCCCUCCAAACCCUCCCUGCAAAGUCACAUUCUUGGAGAGUCAUCUCUGCAUUCAGUUUCACAAAUUUCAAUCGGUAAUCCAAAACCCAUGUCAAUUUCCACCAAAAUCCCACACUCUCCCCUCAUUCGCCACUCCAGCACUCCGUUCUUGAAGCCCACAAAAAUCCCGUCCUUAUCCUCGCCGUCUCAUAAAUUCUUCUUCUUCAAGAACAUCACGAUCCAGAGAAUAUCCACAAAAGAUCCUGUUUUUUUUGCCACUCCUUCGUCCUCACCUGCUGUUUCUCUGCAACCCGUCGAGGAGCUCCCACCGAAGCUCCAAGAAAUCAUCAAAUUGUUCCAAGGAGUUCAAGAACCGAAGGCCAAGUAUGAACAGUUGUUGUUCUAUGGUAGGAAUUUAAAACCUUUGGAGUCCCAGUAUAAAACUAGUGAAAACAAGGUUCAAGGCUGUGUUUCUCAGGUUUGGGUCAGAGCGUACUUGGAUGAUGAUGAAAAUGUGAUCUUCGAAGCAGAUUCUGAUUCAGUGCUAACUAAAGGGCUGGCUGCUUUGCUUGUUCAAGGCCUUUCGGGCCGGCCGGUGGAAGAGAUUGUGAGGGUAUCACCGGAUUUUGUGGUGCUUCUAGGGUUGCAACAGAGUUUAACUCCUUCUCGGAAUAAUGGGUUCUUAAAUAUGUUGAAGCUGAUGCAAAAGAAGGCCUUGCAAUUGUAUGUUGAAUCUGAGAAAGCUGAUAAUUCAAAUGUUGAGUCCUCAGGGAAAAGCUCGGUUAAGAGUUCUAAUGCAGUGUUGAAUGAGGAUGGUGGAAAUGGUAGAGUGGAGUCUAGUGAAACUGCUACUAAUUUGAAGGAGGAGUUGGACGAUGGAAGUGUCUUGGGAAGCAGGGGAAGGAGGAUUAGAGAGAAGCUGGAGAAAGAACUGAAGCCUGUUGAAUUGGAAGUUGAGGAUAUAUCUUAUCAGCAUGCUGGCCAUUCUGGUGUAAAGGGAAGUGAUGGAGAGACACAUUUCAAUGUAAAAGUUGUUUCUGAAGAAUUUGAAGGGAAGAGUUUGGUUAAGAGGCAUAGACUGAUUUACAGCUUGUUGCAAGAUGAGUUGCAGAGUGGACUACAUGCCUUGUCUAUUGUGGCGAAGACACCAUCAGAAGUUGACUCUGUCUGAAGUCUAGGAAUGAUAGAGGUUUUGCUUUACUUGCUGUUUAUACUUAUAAUCAUGUAUGUUGUCGGUGCUAGUUGUAUUCGUAUUCAUUCCAAGAUAUAAUGGAAGUAGAGAGAAUCUCUCUGAAUUAAUUGGUUUCA
This is a messenger RNA of Sesamum indicum (sesame), 1391 nucleotides long. RefSeq names its product sufE-like protein 1, chloroplastic/mitochondrial. Gene Ontology annotation, cellular component: chloroplast. The record is from RefSeq and is a predicted model, not a curated record. Gene Ontology annotation, biological process: iron-sulfur cluster assembly. Lineage: Eukaryota; Viridiplantae; Streptophyta; Magnoliopsida; Lamiales; Pedaliaceae.